Cladophialophora psammophila CBS 110553 is the source of this 1503-nucleotide messenger RNA. RefSeq lists its product as uncharacterized. Bases 1 to 1503 code for a protein of 500 amino acids. The record is from RefSeq and is a predicted model, not a curated record. Gene Ontology annotation, cellular component: membrane. The transcript has 5 exons. NCBI's taxonomy places the organism in Eukaryota, Fungi, Ascomycota, Eurotiomycetes, Chaetothyriales, Herpotrichiellaceae. Gene Ontology annotation, molecular function: transmembrane transporter activity. Gene Ontology annotation, biological process: transmembrane transport.
AUGAACAUCUCCGUUGGAACGCAAGAGAAAGACGUGUCGCCAGAACACAUACACGUCGAGGGCCUGGACGCCAAAGAACAGUUGAAGCACGCCGGGUUGAAAGAGGCUCUAGACGCCGAAGGAGGAGUCGACAAACACCUUGAGAAGAAACUGAGGCGGAAAGUUGACAGACGACUCCUGCCACUCUGCGGCACACUCUAUGCCGUCUCCCUCAUCGACCGACUCAAUCUGCCUAACGCCCGGCUGGCCGGGAUGGAUGCAGCGUUGGGACUCUCCAUGGGCAGUCGUUACUCCAUCCUGACAAUGGUGUUCUUCAUUGGCUAUAUCAUUUGCGACUUCCCGGCCAAUUUCGUCAUGCGGAAAGUCGGACCAGCUUCGUUCCUAGGCACCAUCGGCUUCUGCUGGGGCGUUCUCACCAUUGGAAUGGGUUUUUGCAAGACUUGGGGAGAGCUCCUGCUCUGUCGAAUCAUCUUUGGCAUGUUCGAAGGUGGACUAUUUCCAGGGUUGAUAUACCUCUUGUCAUGCUGGUACGUGCGCCAUGAAGUUCAGGUUCGAUUCAGUGGCUUCUAUGGUGCCGGCAUGCUCGUAUCCGGUCUGUCCAACUUGUUGGCAUAUGGACUGUCCAAAGCCGAUGGUCUUUCCGGGCUAGGCGGCUGGUCAUGGAUCUUCAUUUUUGAAGGAAUUGCCACUUGCGUUGUGGCCAUCGUAGUCUUGUUCUUUUUGAUCGACUUCCCUGACAAAGCAGCUCGACCAACCAAGUUGGGGUUUCGGCGUUUCCUGACUCCAAAUGAAGCCGCUGUCAUAUUAGCCCGCAUUGAGCGCGAUCGUGGCGAUGCCAUUCCAGAGAAAUUCUCUCUCAAGGUGGUUCUCAACCAUUUGAAAGACUGGAAGAUAUGGGAAUAUUGUAUCCUUCUUCUCUGCAAUAAUACCGUUGCAUAUGCAUUCGCAUACUUUCUUCCUCUCAUUCUCCAUUCGGGAAUGGGGUAUUCCAUUCCCAUGACAUACACUCUGAUUUUUCCUCCUUACGUGCUUGCUGCCGUGUGGAUGUUUAUUGCAGCAUAUAUCGGUGACCGCUUCAUGAUUCGGGGGCCUAUCAUUGUUUUCAACGCAAUCUGGACUAUUGUUGGGGUUGUAAUGAUGGGCUAUGCAAAAACCAACAGUGUUCGUUAUGUUGGUGUAUUCCUGGGAUUGGCACCUUACAACGCAAGUAUCCCUGCCAUCUUCAGCUAUCAGCACAAUAACAUCGUGGGCCAAUCGAAGCGUGCCAUUGGUGCUGCGGUUAUGAUUGCUGGAGGCGGGAUUGGUGGCAUCAUCGCCAGCAACGCCUUUCAACAGAAAGAUGCUCCUCAGUACCGGCCUGGCCUGGACACUGUAAUCGCUGUGCAAGUGUUGACGGUGGUUUUAAUCUGCAAAAACUUCUUCGUCUUCACGCGUGCAAACCGCAAGGCUGACCGAGGCGAGAUCAUCAUCGAAGGCAAGGAAGGGUUCAGAUACACUCUGUAG